CAGACAAGUAUUUAAAACUAAAGCUUCAGACCAACUCAGCAGUCUUAACAUGUAAUUUUGCCAAUGUUUAUGUUCAUGUUAUUAUAGAAUCGUUAACGAGCACGAGGAUUCUGACGGCUACCGAAUCCAUGACGGCUUUCUUAUAUUUCAAAUGAGAUAUUCAAAUUUCUCCUUCCUCGGACUCUGCACCUAUCAUCUUUACGUCAAGAAAUCUCCGCCAACUCCUACUAUCAGAUUCCACACAACUCUUGCAAACUCGGAGCUUCUUCAUCUUCCCGAUUCCAACGCUUUUCGUGCCCAACAAAAUCUCCCAGCUUCCAUCCAACUUUCUGGUUCGCGCAGCAAAUCAGGCCAUCUUCAAGACGCCCACCUUGUGCUCGACGAAACUCCCCAGACUUAUCCCAUCUCAUGGAAUAUUUCGCAGUUAAGUUCCGCUCUCCGAACUUCCAACCAAAGUUCUCAAUUUGAUUCCACCAUCAGAAUUUUCAGAACAAUGCGCCCGGCGGGCUUCCAGCCCGAUCAAUUUGCUUAUGCGAAUGUGAUCUUGGCCUGCACGGCCACGCAGAAUUUUAAGCUUGGUGACCAUUUUAUAUCUCUUGUUAUUAAAGUUGGUUUUCUCUCAAGUGGAUAUGUUCUCAGUGGUGUUAUAGACUUGUUUGCCAAAGGUGGCUGUUUUGCCAAAGCGCUUGAUAUAUUUCUGUAUAGUCACAGCGAUAAUGUAGUCUGUUGGAACGCUGUGAUUGCUGGAGCUGUUCGAAAUGGUGAAAGUUGGGUUGCUUUGAAGCUGUUCCAGCGAAUGGUGGAAGGUUUGUGUACGCCGAAUGGUUUUACUUUCUCUAGCGCUUUGGGGGCUUGUGCUACCGUUGGGGACAUUGACUUAGGAAGGUCAAUGCACGCAUGGGCUCUUAAGUUCAAUCAGCAAGAUGACAUCUUUGUUGGAACAGCCACCGUUGACCUUUAUGCAAAGUGUGGCGACAUGGAUGCAGCGUUGAAAGUGUUCAGAUCAAUGCCAGUCAGGAAUGUGGUUUCGUGGACCGCUUUGAUUUCGGGUUUUAUGCUGGAUGAAGACGGUGCUUCUGCAGUGAAAUACUUCAUAGAAAUGAUUAGAAACAACGUUGAUGUUAAUGUAUACACUAUUACAAGUGUGCUCUUUGCGUGUGCUAUAUGUUUCAUGGAAAGUAUAUCUUAUCAGAUUCAUGGCUGGAUUCUCAAGUCUGGUUUUUGCACCGAUCCUGCAGUAAAGGCUGCUUUGAUCAGCGCAUAUGGCAGGGUUGGAGAUGUUCAAAUGUCUCAGAUGGUUUUUGAGGAAGAAGAGGCAGGAAUGCAUCUUAGUAACUGGUCUGCUAUGAUCUCUAGCCAUGUCCAAAACCAUUGUUUCGGUAACGCACUCGAACUUUUCCUGCAAAUGCUAUGCGGAGUUCAAAAACCUGAUAAUUCAUGCAUCUGCAGCAUUCUCAGCAUUGUUGACUGUAUAAUAUUUGGUGAACAAUUGCAUAGCUAUGUUGUUAAAAUGGGAUCGGUAGAUGAUUUGCUUGUAUGCAGUUCUCUUUUCACCAUGUACUCCAAAUGUGGCAGAAUUGGAGAGAGUUAUGAGCUCUUUGGGAAGAUGCGGGACAAAGAUAGAGUGGCAUGGACAUCAAUGAUCUCUGGUUUUGCUAAGCAUGGUAGUGCGAAGGAAGCAUUUCAAUUGUUCAGGGAGAUGAUUCAUGAAGGCAUCGAACCAGAUGAUAUGACUCUUUCGGCUGCACUUACGGCAUGCAAUAAUAAUUUGUUUCUAGAUAAAGGAAAGCAAAUUCAUGGUUUUUCCUUUCGCCAUGGACUUGGACAUGAUACCCUUAUUGGCAGUUCAAUCAUAUCAAUGUAUUCGAAAUGCGGUGAUACAGAAUCUGCAAGAAGAAUGUUUGAUCAAAUCCAAUGCAAAGAUCAGAUUUUGUGGUCCUCUUUGAUCUCUGGUUAUGCUACGAACGAUAUGAGUGAGGAGGCUAUCUUGGAUUUCCAUCGGAUGACUCGAACUGGUUUGAAGAUUGAUCCUUUUACAUGCUCAUCUGUUCUCGGGGCUUGUUCGCAAUCAUUCAGACCUAUUUUGGGGAGGCAACUACAUUGUCAGGCAAUUCAAGCUGGUUUAAUUCUUCAUAAUUCUGUAGCAAGCACGCUUUUGACUUUGUAUGCAAAGUGUGGAAUUAUAAGCGAGUGCCGUAAAUUAUUUGAUGAGAUACAAAACCCUGAUUUGAUGACUUGGACGACGAUGAUUGAAGGAUAUGCUCAACAUGGGAGAGCUAAGGAAGCUCUAGAAGCAUUCAAUUUGAUGAAGAUUAAUGGAAUAAAACCGGAUUCUGUUACAUUUGUGAGUAUUCUAUCUGCGUGUAGCCAUAAUGGUUUAGUAAAUGAAGGAUUUUUUUAUUUUAAAUCUAUGAGUAGAGACUACGGGAUAGAACCAGAGAUUCGUCACUAUUCCUGUAUGGUUGAUUUGCUUGGCAGAGCUGGAAGAUUGAAGGAAGCUAUUGAUCAUUUGCCGACUGAACCAGGUUUUCUUGUGUGGAGCACCUUGCUUGGUGCUUGCAGAGUUUAUGGUGAUGUUGAAAUUGGAGGUAUAGCGAAAAAGAAGGUGCUUGAACUUGAAUCUCAUGACUCGGGAGCUCAUAUUGCUGUCGCAAAUAUGUCUGCGGACAUGGGGGAUUGGGAGCAAGUUUUGUGGAUAAGAAGUUCAAUGAAGGGGUUUGGUAUUAAGAAGGAACCUGGAUGGAGUGCUUUGUGAGAUGAAGUAUUGCAGUUACCACUCAUCUAAAGGAAAUGGCGG
Messenger RNA from Phalaenopsis equestris, 2797 nucleotides. RefSeq names its product pentatricopeptide repeat-containing protein At1g74600, chloroplastic-like. The record is from RefSeq and is a predicted model, not a curated record. Gene Ontology annotation, molecular function: protein binding; RNA binding. Gene Ontology annotation, biological process: RNA modification. Lineage: Eukaryota; Viridiplantae; Streptophyta; Magnoliopsida; Asparagales; Orchidaceae.